GAGCAAAUAUCUUCCCGAUGCAUCACCUCAACUAAACACACUACGAGAAACCGGACCUCCCGGGAACAAAGAAAUCGUUUCUACAGUUUUGCAAGGGUCAACAUGGUCGCUGGAGAUCAGUUUCGACAGAAUAUGGAAGAAUUCAAUCCGAUGGCUGCUCUUUUAGGAAUGGAUGUUACUCUGAGAAGGGAAGUGCACCAAGAACGCGCCAGAAUAAACGAGCUUAACAUCAACAUAACGAAGACAUCGAUUCCCUCAAAAAGAAAAUUGAUCAGAAAUAAAAAGAAAUCGUCGACUUACGAAAGACUAUGGAAGCUCUGGAGGACCAAA
Molecule: messenger RNA, 330 nt
Organism: Porites evermanni
Lineage: Eukaryota; Metazoa; Cnidaria; Anthozoa; Scleractinia; Poritidae
Source: the annotation of a GenBank genome assembly